Messenger RNA from Scheffersomyces stipitis CBS 6054, 411 nucleotides. RefSeq names its product Mtla1p (gene MTLA1). The record is from RefSeq and is a predicted model, not a curated record. Gene Ontology annotation, molecular function: RNA polymerase II cis-regulatory region sequence-specific DNA binding; DNA-binding transcription factor activity, RNA polymerase II-specific. The transcript is spliced from 3 exons. NCBI's taxonomy places the organism in Eukaryota, Fungi, Ascomycota, Pichiomycetes, Serinales, Debaryomycetaceae. Gene Ontology annotation, biological process: cell differentiation; regulation of transcription by RNA polymerase II. The coding region runs from base 1 to 411 and encodes 136 amino acids.
AUGCUUCGAGAUGGAGAAUGCUUCAGAUACUUGGACCUGCUGGCGGUCUUGAAGUAUAGUAUUCAAAACUUGUUCGACAAUGCCGUUGAAAAGGCGUCUGAGAAGAAGAGGACGUUUCUAGACCAUGAUGCGCAGCCUCAAGAGUUUCAUCUCAGGUCCGUCAUGAUCUCAAUUACUUGUUCUACAAACUUAUCAUCAAAAGUAGCAUUAGGCGACAAAGCCUUGGUCCGAAAGAGAAGACGCAAGAUACACAGUCCAGAGAUACGAGCUAUUCUCGAAAAAGAAUUUUCCCUCGAUCCUUCACCAAGCCGAGCUCAUAGAAAAUCCAUUGCAGUCAGAUGUAAUAUGUCUACAUCAGAAGUUCGUAUAUGGUUUGCAAACCGCAGAAAUAGAUUCAAGAGAUACCAAUAA